GCGGCGGCGGCGGCGUGUCCCCGCUCCAGCGCCGCCCGAUGCCGGUGUGGUGCUGCCGGUGCUCCCUGGUCGGUCAUUUCAGAAACUAUAGCAGUUCUGAAACCGAAGGGCAGAUUUUGAAUUCCUUAGUGCAAUAUUUUGGUGACAGUUUCAGCAGAAAAGUUAAAGCAAUGCCAUUAGUUGAAGAAACUUCUUUACCUGAAGACUCAUCACUGACUUUGCCUAUGGUAAUAGUAGGAAACGGACCCUCUGGCAUUUGCCUUUCUUACAUGUUGUCAGGAUACAGACCAUAUUUAUCUUCAGAAGCUGUACAUCCAAAUCCAAUUUUGCAUAGUAAAUUAGAAGAAGCAAGACAUCUCUCCAUUGUUGAUCAGGAUUUAGAGUACUUGUCUGAAGGUCUUGAAGGCCGAUCAUCUAAUCCAGUUGCGAUACUACUUGACACACUUCUUCAUCCAGAUGCUGACUUUGGGUAUGAUUAUCCAUCAGUUUUGCAUUGGAAAUUAGAACAGCAUCAUUAUAUUCCUCACUUGGUUCUUGGUAAAGGACCACCUGGUGGGGCUUGGCAUCAUAUGGAAGGUUCCAUGUUGACAAUCAGCUUUGGAAACUGGAUGGAGUUGCCUGGGCUUAAGUUUAAAGAUUGGGUGGCUACCAAGCGAAGGAACAUAAAGAGUGACCGAGUUACGCCAGAGGAGAUAGCCUGCUACUACAAGCACUAUGUGAAAGUUAUGGGUCUUCAGAAGAAUUUCCGAGAAAAUACUUAUAUAACCUCUGUAUCAAGACUUUACAGAGAUCAAGAUGAUGAUGACCAGGACGGUGAUGAUAUUUCAACACAACAGUUACAAAUGGAGAAAUCAACAUUUAUCAAGAGAAACUGGGAGAUUAGAGGCUAUCAAAGAAUAGCUGAUGGCUCUCAUGUUCCUUUUUGUCUCUUCGCUGAGAAUGUAGCUCUAGCAACUGGAACUCUGGAUUCUCCUACUUACUUGAAAGUUGAAGGGGAAGAUUUUCCCUUUGUGUUUCAUUCAAUGCCAGAAUUUGGAGCUGCCAUUAGCAAAGGAAAGUUACAUGGCAAAGUGGACCCAGUUUUAAUUGUAGGUUCUGGACUUACAGCAGCUGAUGCUGUGCUGUGUGCUUACAACAGUAAUAUUCCUGUAAUUCAUGUGUUCCGGAAACGGGUCACUGAUCCAAGUUUAAUUUUCAAACAACUUCCCAAAAAGCUUUAUCCUGAAUACCAUAAAGUCUAUCAUAUGAUGUGUACUCAGUCAUAUUCUGUUGACUCUAAUCUUUCAUCAGCUUAUACCAGUUAUCCUGAGCACCAUGUGCUUUCAUUUAAGAUGGACAUGAAAUGUGUUCUUCAGAGUGUCUCUGGACUGAAGAAAAUCUUCAAGUUAUCUGCAGCAGUGGUAUUAAUAGGCUCCCAUCCUAAUCUGUCCUUUUUGAAGGAACAAGGCUAUGACUUGGGCCAUAAUUCAAACCAGCCAAUUACAUGUAAAGGUAAUCCAGUGGAAAUUGAUCCAUACACAUACGAGUGUACUAAAGAAGCUAACCUUUUUGCUUUGGGGCCUUUGGUUGGAGACAAUUUUGUACGGUUUUUAAAGGGUGGGGCACUGGGUGUUGUUCGCUGUCUUCUUAAUAGACAGAAGAGGAAACAACAUUUAAUUGUUGAAAGAGGAGGUGGUGAUGGUAUAGCAUAAAGCUAUUGUGUUUACAAGUAAUAAUUCAUAACUAAUUCAUGUGGACAGCUUGCCAUCAACAUUUUUAAUAGUGAUUUGCAAUCUCAUUUUGUUAGGGCUAUAUUGCCUGACAAGGAGGUACACAGCUGUACUCAUCACUUUGAAAUGUUAUGAGAACUUUGUUUUCUUCAUUUAAAACUAUCUUAUACCACGAGGUAUAAUUUGCAAAUGAAUAGAAAACAUUGUCAGUUUGUCUGGCCGGCUUUAGGCCUUUAUUUUAACUGAAGCACUAUGACGUUAUUUCAAAAGACUUGGUUUCAAUUAUUUUUCUUCAGUUGCUUACAUUUAAUUUUCAAAAUGUUAUCUUGAAACUACAAAAACCAGCUGAUUAAGCCAGGAAGUUGACUUUGUAUAAUGUCAGAUCUCAAGGAGAGUAUUAUGUGGGGAAACAAUUCCUAAAACAGGUUUGAUUUAUUUUGCCGCAUCAUCAGUUUUGUAAAUCUUAUUUUGUCACUUAGAUUGAGAUGUUCUUUAAACAAAAGAGGAUUCUUUGUUUAAUUCUGUAUGAAGACUUCUUAAUCUUAGAUUCUAAUAAUAAUCUGACAGUCCGUUAACGUUGGGAUAUAUCUACAAACUUGGCCAUUUCAAGACAAAUUAAUAAAGUGUUUUGUGGAGGUUUGUUCUCUGCUAGACUUCUAUAAAGCUUUCCAGUAAUACUUUGAAAGUACAAUAAUAAAUUGCUUAUAAAAGUGCUCUUA
Molecule: messenger RNA, 2428 nt
Organism: Trichosurus vulpecula (common brushtail)
Lineage: Eukaryota; Metazoa; Chordata; Mammalia; Diprotodontia; Phalangeridae
Gene: OSGIN2
Product: oxidative stress induced growth inhibitor family member 2
Exons: 6
Coding region: 39-1691 (550 amino acids)
Source: RefSeq, a predicted model, not a curated record